This is a messenger RNA of Bactrocera dorsalis (oriental fruit fly), 1897 nucleotides long. RefSeq lists its product as uncharacterized. The coding region runs from base 430 to 1407 and encodes 325 amino acids. NCBI's taxonomy places the organism in Eukaryota, Metazoa, Arthropoda, Insecta, Diptera, Tephritidae. The transcript has a single exon. The record is from RefSeq and is a predicted model, not a curated record.
AAAAAAAUAACCCUGGCCGAUCCAACACCGGGGAUUCAAAAAACUAGAAUAAUUUUUUAAAGCUUGGAUAAAAAAUGUAAUACCGUGAAGGGUAUAACUCCCUUUUUAACACUUUAUUUUCUUUAACGGGAAUAAUUCUAGCAGCAAUUGUACUGUUAGUUUUCAAACUAAGUACUUUUUUUUCUUUUUUGUUUCGCAAUUAGCAAGUUUAGCAAGUGUGGUUAGUGAUUUUUAAAUAUUUUUAAUUUUCUCAAUUUGGUUUUUAAUAAAAAGAAAAAAAUUAAAAAAUGUUUCCACAACGAUCAGGUAUGUUAUCAAAUAUUUCUAAAUUUUUAAAUUUUUAAUUAAGUAUUCUCUGUAGAUUUCGAACAACCUUCCACCAGCCGCGGUGCCCGUAAAAGUGUUCUUACCGUUGCAGAACUUAAAAAAAUGUGGAACAUUACCAAAGUUGUAGCGACGUUUAGCACUAGGGAGGACUGCAUUGCCUUUGCAGAAAAAGAGGGCUUAAUUUUAGACAAUAAAUUGUGCCGCAAGCAUAAGACACCCAUGAUCCCCACUCUAUCGGGUAAUAAUACGGUAGGGUCUUUUAGAUGCCGAAGAGGUAGUUGCCGUUCCCUGCCUGCUGUAUCUAGGGCCAAAGGCACUUGGUUUGAGAAUGCAAAGAUACCAUUGCCUCAGAUAUUUUAUCUGAUGUUCGCAUAUGCGUCUCAUUGGUGCCAGACCGAAGUCAGAAAAAAUAGCUUUAUAGCUAUUUUGUCAACAGCCACAAUAUGCGAUUGGUACAGUUAUUGCCGAGAGGCCGUUGUGUUGUACCAAAUAGACCACGAAGAGGCUGUGGGGAAAAUUGGCGGUCCCGGAAAAGUUGUACAAAUCGAUGAAAGCAAGUUUGGAAAACGAAAAUACAACAAAGGUAAUAACUCUUAUAUAUAUAAAAUUUUACGUACUAACUUAUUUUAUCAUAUUUCAGGUAGGAGAGUUAAGGGUCAUUGGGUACUGGGCAUGGUAGAGGAUGGGUGCGAGGAUUUGAGAUUGGCAGUGUGUCCCGAGAAUGUACGAUCUGCUGAGGUGCUCAUACCUAUUAUCAAGAAGCACGUGGCGGAAGGGUCAAUUAUAUGUACAGACUAUUGGAGGGCAUAUAAUUGCCUUUCCGAUCAUGGGUAUGAGCACCGAAGGGUCAAUCAUAGUGAUCCGGAAAAUCCCUUUGUCGCCCCAGACGGGACACACACUCAAAGAAUUGAGUCACAGUGGCGUGUGAUCAAGAGAUUCUUUUUAAAGGACAAUUUCUCAAACCAACGAAACUUUGCUGAUUUGAUAAUUGAGUAUCUGUGGCGUACAACCAUAAGAAGAAACCGUGAAGACCCUUUUGAAAAGCUUUUACAAGCAAUAAAGCAUACAUAUAAACCUUAAAUUUGUUUUUGCUUUUAUUUAUGACAAUAUAUUUUUUUUAUUAAAAUUUUUAUAGGUAUUUAGGGUAUAAUGAUUUUGCUUAUUUUCUUUUUCUGACAACUACGCAGAUAUGGCAAUACCACUUUUUUGCUAGUAUGCAACCCUAUUCUUGUUGUGUAAAUGAAGUGAAUUUAACUAAAAUAAAAUAAUUGAAAUAAAGCUUUAUUUUCAAUAAAUAUUAAUAAAAUAAAUAUGCAAAAACGUUAUAGUGAAGUGUUAGUAAGUGAAAAGUGCAUAAUAUAAGUGAAAAAGUUAUUCACAAUAAACAAAAUAUCAAAGUAAAAGUUGUCAAUUUUUCACAUUUAAAUGCAAAUAUCUUUAAAACUAUAAGUCAGCGGCAACUAAAUGUAUAUAUUUUCGUGAUCUGGAGAACGUCACCUUUCCAACGACACCCAUUUUAUCCCCGAAAGCCGGGGAUGCUAUUCUAAAUUUUAUUUUCCAAGCAUAUCUU